AGACAGUUAUUAACGCUGAUUAGAGUCACUUGUGCUGCUGACGUCGCGCCUUCAUGAAGUGACAGUGUUAAGAGAGCCAUCGCCACCACACAACUCUUUCUUUCCUGACUGGUAGCAGGACAGACGCCUGCCGACGACCUGAAGAUUGAAGGCGUUUUAGGCUCAAAAUCCGGAAACAUGAUGGUCCUCCAGCCAGGCCUGGCACCGCUGUGUCUGCUUCUAACAGCUGUUUGUACCAACUGCCAAUCCUGGACCCUGAGUGUUCCUCAUAAAAUAUCAGCACUCCAAGGUUCCUGUGUGGUGGUCCCUUGUGAGGUCACUUAUCCUGGUGUACCAAAAUCGGCAAAUGAAGUGACUACCAUCUGGUACAAGAAUUCAGAUAAAAAGUUCAAUUCCAAAGAACAGGUGGUCCGCUGGAAGGAGAUUGGCGACAUUGAGCGGAGGAACUGCACUCUGGAGAUCGAUCAAGUUGAGAAUGCUGACGCUGGACAGCUCCAAUUCAGGAUUGAGGUGAAGAACGUGAACAGCUACAGCUUUAAAGAAAAUCUAGUGACCAUGGAAUUAAUAGAUGAUCCCCUGGAACCCAAACUGAAUUUACCCAGAGAAGUGAAGGCAGGUGAUCGCGUUUCUGCCAGCUGUGAAGCCCUGCAUAGCUGCCCAAGUCACCCUCCUCAGUUCACCUGGAGGAACAUCAAAGGCCUAAAUCAUGUCCAGCACCAGAGAUUACAGAAUGGCGAGUGGAAAUCAUCUUCAACACUCGAAUUCACUCCUGCCAUACAAGAUAAUGACAAGACAUUGACAUGUAGCGUGGAGCACAGGGGUGGAAAGAUAAAGGAAAGCUCUGAACGUCUGAAUGUGAAAUAUCAACCAAGGAUUCAAAACAGUUCAUCUUGUUCGGUCAACACCACGACUGUGAGCUGCCAGUGCUAUGUGGAUUCCAAUCCGGAGUCUAAAAUUACAUGGCGCGUGCGAAACAGAGAAAUGGGGUCUAACAGCAUCGAUCAGAAGGGAACGAUGACUGUUGGAACUCUGCAAGCAGCGUUUCCUCUCAGCAGAAAUGUUUUGUGUUUGGCUACAAAUUCUUACGGAAAGCAUGAGAUGUCAUUACCUCUGUCCUUGCACGAAAAGCCAGAAAUUCACAAUGAUUCCAGAUGUGCCAUCAAUGCCACCAGCCUGUUUUGUAUCUGCUUUGUCAACUCGACUCCCCCGGUGGACAUCCAAUGGCAGCUCCCUGGGGCCAACCUGUCGAGCUCCAUUACCACAAAGCAGGGUGAUAUGACAACUGCCAUCCUAAAGGACCCCAUCACCUCAAGCCAGAGCAUCUCCUGCUUGGCAGUGAAUGAUUACGGCAGAGCCAGCAUGACCUUCACGGUCCCCAAAUAUGAAAAGCCAGAAAUUUACAAUGAUUCUAGAUGUGCCACCAAUGCCACCGGCCUGUUUUGCAUCUGCUUUGUCAACUCGACUCCCCCGGUGGACAUCCAAUGGCAGCUCCCUGGGGCCAACCUGUCGAGCUCCAUCACCACAAAGCAGGGUGAUAUGACAACUGCCAUCCUAAAGGACCCCAUCACCUCAAGCCAGGGCAUCUCCUGCUUGGCAGUGAAUGAUUACGGCAGAGCCAGCAUGACCUUCACGGUCCCCAAAGAUGAUCUGAUGUGGUACCUCUUCAUAGCGCUGCCGAGUGCCGCUGUGCUCCUAAUCAUCGUUCUCGUUGUUGUGGCGUGCAGGCGGAGAGCUGGCAAAAACACAGCGGAUGUAAACAUAAACUACGUUAACGGGAAAACUUCAGUUGACUCUGAGGAUAACAGGAAUGGUGAGAAGUCAAGGUAUACCUCGUGGGAAACAAAUGAAUACCAGACAGAUGAUCAGAAUAUUUACUGCAAUGAGCAUCCUGUCUACGGAAACACUGAGGAGCUACAAGAAAUGUCACACGAAUGCAGCUAUAGCAACACAGUGGAAGCUGAAGACAUUUAUGCUAACAUGUGAAAUGAUGGGAGUGAAACAAGAGGUCAGACAAUGGAAGGAAUAAUGGAAGAGGACAGCGAUGGUGAAUGGAGGAACAGAAAGAACGCGAUAAACAGUUAAGAAGAAAAGUGCUUAAGAGUUCCUUAUGUUUGUCAAUGUAACCAAAAUAGCACUUGUUGUAUCUGUGCAUCAUAUAAUGUCAUUUGUUCCAAUUUCUCUAUUUUCUCCAUUUUUAUGUACAGUAUAUACCCUAUCUAUCUAUUAUAUAGUGCC
This is a messenger RNA of Polypterus senegalus (gray bichir), 2235 nucleotides long. RefSeq names its product myelin-associated glycoprotein-like. The coding region runs from base 178 to 1983 and encodes 601 amino acids. The record is from RefSeq and is a predicted model, not a curated record. The transcript has 11 exons. NCBI's taxonomy places the organism in Eukaryota, Metazoa, Chordata, Cladistia, Polypteriformes, Polypteridae.